AUGGACGUUGUGGUGAGGACCAAUGAAAGGGAAGAAGCGAGUCAAAGACUGAGCAAUUCUUCCUCGGAAGAGGAGGAGUUAAAUUUAGAUGGGGCACAAAGAAACGCAGACAACGUUUUGUUCCAGGUAUCUUCCAAGGAAGUGGAGAACCGUUCAAAUGUUGAUGAUGAAACAGGAGAUUUGGAGAAAAACGUUCUCAGCUGCCUUGUUCUUCAUCUCCAGGAAGAGGAAGAGAGCGACGUGGAACCCCUGAAAGCAGAUUAUCUGAGCAGCUUUCCACCUCUGAAAGGGACUCGGAUCCGUACUGCCAAGUUCCACGUUCUGUACACCACUCUAGGCAAAACAAUAGAAAAUAUCAAACGCCGACGCUCCAGACUGAUUAAUUCAUCCAAAUUGCUCUACCAGGAAUACAGCGAUGAUGCCCUGAACAAAGCCAUCCAGAGCCAAAAACAGGUCGAUUCCCUGUCCGAAGAAGCAGAACCGCUAUCCCCAAAGCUGCGGAGGAAAGUGCCGAUCUCUCAGGACUCCUACUUACAACGCCUGUCCGUCUCGUCGGGCUCUUCAUUGUGGCAGGACAUCCCCAUGGUGCGAGGCAGCACCAUGUUGCUUAGCAUGACCCGCGAGGAGCAGAAGCUGCAGGAGGCCAAGUUUGAACUGAUUGCAUCCGAGGCCUCUUACCUGCGGAGCCUGAACGUGGCCGUGGACCACUUCCAGCACUCCCAGGAGCUUCAGGGGGUUUUAAGCACUCAGGACAGACAGUGGCUUUUCUCCCGUCUUCAGGAUGUCCGGGACGUUAGCGCCAACUUCCUCUUUGAACUGGAAGAGAAGCUUGAGGAGAACAUGUUCACCUUCAACGUCUGUGACGUGGCGCUCAGAAACGCACCAGAAUUUCGCAGGGUUUACUUGCCGUAUGUGACCAACCAGACCUAUCAGGACCAGACUUUUCAGAGACUGAUGAAUGGGGUUCCUGCUUUCCAACAGGUCUUGGAGAAACUGGAAAGUGACCCGCUGUGCCAGCGCCUCUCCCUCAAAUCCUUCCUCAUUCUUCCAUUCCAGCGCAUCACACGACUGAAGCUCCUUCUCCAGAACAUCUUAAAAAGAAUUCCACCCGGGGCCGACGAAGAGGUCCAAGCCACCCAGGCAUACGACGCUCUUGAGAAGCUCAUCAAAGACUGCAAUGCAAACGUCCAGCGUAUGAAGAGCACCGAAGAAUUAAUUCACUUAAGUCAAAAUAUGGAGUUUGAGUGCAAGAUUUUCCCACUGAUCUCGCAGUCCCGGCGGUUAGUGAAACACGGAGAGCUUACAGCUCUGGAGUACAAUAUCAGCUUGAAGUGGAAACUGACCACCCGACCCAUCUACCUCCAUCUCUUCAACGAUUACCUGCUUCUGUCUCGACCCAGGGAGAACGGGCGCUUCAUCGUGUUUGACUACGCCGCCUCCUCGCACGUGCGUGGGGAGAAGUGUGAAAUGAAACUGCACGGCGACAACAAAAACCUUUUCCGCCUUUUCCUGCUGCAGAACAAUCAGGGCAAGAAAGUGGAGUUCCUCUUCCGCACAGAAACGCAGAGUGAGAAACUGCGGUGGAUUUCUGCUCUGAUGCCACAACAGCCGGAACCUGACCUGUUGGAUGAUUCUGAUGCCCCCCAGGUGCAGUGCGUGAAAUCCUACAAAGCGCGAGAGCACGAUGAGCUGACUCUGGAGAAAGCCGACAUCAUCAUGGCCUUGCAGCAAAGCAGUGACGGCUGGAUUAAAGGCGUGAAGCUCUCCGACGGGGAGAGAGGUUGGUUUCCUUUGGAUCACGUGGAGGUCAUCUCCAGCAAGCAGAUCCGACAGAUGAACCUGAAGGAGGAGCAGCGGGUGAAAAAUGCCAAACAGCAGGUCUUUCGCAGGAGAUAAGGGCCCCCCUCUCCAGAAGACCCCACCCCACCAC
Molecule: messenger RNA, 1930 nt
Organism: Protobothrops mucrosquamatus (brown spotted pit viper)
Lineage: Eukaryota; Metazoa; Chordata; Lepidosauria; Squamata; Viperidae
Product: rho guanine nucleotide exchange factor 5
Exons: 14
Coding region: 1-1896 (631 amino acids)
Biological process (GO): activation of GTPase activity
Cellular component (GO): nucleus; cytoplasm
Molecular function (GO): guanyl-nucleotide exchange factor activity; protein binding
Source: RefSeq, a predicted model, not a curated record